Messenger RNA from Patella vulgata (common limpet), 2188 nucleotides. Its product is annotated as serine-rich adhesin for platelets-like. Bases 44 to 1783 code for a protein of 579 amino acids. The record is from RefSeq and is a predicted model, not a curated record. NCBI's taxonomy places the organism in Eukaryota, Metazoa, Mollusca, Gastropoda, Patellidae. The transcript is spliced from 2 exons.
GCUGAAUUUUAACGAAACUGACUUUGGAUUAAUUUAAAGGAUAAUGGCCGAGGCAACACACGCUAAACCAUUAGACGAGGGCGCCAAGAUGGGGGCCCCGUCUAAAUCAGCCUGGAAACCAAGAAGACUAGCUAUUAUACGUACUGCGGGGAAGUUUAGGUCUGGAUUUAAUUCACAAACUCUUCCCACUACCAAAUCCUCGGAAGAUUUAUCAGUUACCGAUGAACAGUCCGUUGGUGAAACACUACAGACCCUUGCAUUCCAGUCUUCCCAGCUCAACCCAAAACCAAUUUCUGGUACUACAAUAACAGGAACAACGACUCAGCCUAACACACCUAGUGGAACAUUUCGAGAGACACGUGUCCAUUCCCACAAAACCUCGGUGGUUAAACCCAACCGUAGUGCGAAUGUGUUAGUAAACGCCCAAUGUGCUUCAGAACCAGCUUUUCAACGUUCGGGAGUGUCUGGGAUACCUCUCCAACGUCAACAUUCGGUAGCAGCAUCUAGUAAUAGUGCGGAUAUGGAAGUAACAGCUCUCCGAUCUCGACGUUUGGCAGCAGCAUCUAGUAAUAGUGCGGAUAUGGAAGUAAAACCUCUUCGACCUCGAAGUUCGUCAGCAGCACCCGGUAAUAGUGUAAAUAUGGACAUAACACCUCUUCGACCUCGAAGUUCGACAGCAGCAACCAGUAAUAGUGUGAAUAUGAAAGUAACACCUCUUCGACCCAGAAAUUCUGCUGCAGCACCCCGUAAUAGUGAGACUAGGGAAGUAACACCUCUUCGACCCCGGCGGUCUUCCUUCUCGGGAGUGACAUCCGAAUUUUGUGUAUCAAUGUCUGAAACAACAAACCGUCGUCCUCAUUUUACACCGAAAUCACACCAAGUUAACGGACAUUCUGGUCAGCAGUCAGUGACAGCAAUGGAUCCUUUCUCCCAGUCAGUAACAUCCGCCGAUAUCUCCUCUUGGUUGAUGACAUCGGUUCACCCGUUUUCUAAGUCAUGGACACAAGAACCUCGCCAUUCCUCGUUGCCCAUAGCACCCACCCUUCGUUUCAAAAGAUCAGGUACACAUUAUGCUUCCCCGAACUCGCUGAAUUCAGCCCACCAAUCUCCAGGUUCGGCUGUAUCAUCAAAUUCCCCCACUCCUUCAAUGACUAUGGAUCACUUUUCCUCUCGAUCCUUAUCAUUGGAUUCAAGAUCAGCGAUCUCUACAAACCACGACAAUCAAUCGAGGAUGUCAAACUCACAGUCAGAUGUGACAUCUGCCCAUCAUUUUUCCCAGUCCGAUGCAUCAACGCAUUCUUCUCAGUCAGACACAUCCACCUUUCGAACUACGCUAGCAGCGACUCGCCCUACCUCAACACCGGGUACCGCUUCACGGCGUACUAUGAAGCCCGAUAAACGUAAUAGUGAAUUGCCCAUCACAUACAAUGCCCAUGCCUCACCACCAAUGACAUUUACAUCUGGCCCAACCCAGAGAACUGCUUCACGGCGUACUGUAAUGCCUGAUAAACGCCAUAAUGGAUUACCCAAACCCGAUACAUAUAAUAUCCAUGACGAACAAAUGAUGUACACUACUAAUUGUACUUUUCCUGAAAGGAUACCCCAUCCUCCUUCUGGGUUACCACGAUCAUCACGAAAUUCUUCGGUGUCAGGGAGAACUCGUCGCAUCAGUGGGAUGCGCGAAGCAGCAGGUCGACGACUUUCAUUAUCUGGGACAUCAUCUAGUUCAUCUGCGACAUCUAUCUUUUAUAUGGAAAUGCCCGGAUCUGUGAGGCAUCAAUAGGGCAUAUAAAGACAUAUAGUUACUCCUUCAACAACAUGUUUUGUUUCCUAUUUGUAAAGUUAUUGUUAUUCCAUGAAAACGUCCCCCCCCCCCGUUUCCUCCAAUUUAAACUUUACUUGAGGGAACCCCGGUACUAUAAUAUUAUAACUUUACUUUGAGGGAAUCCUGGUAGUAUAUUAUAAGUUCACUUGAGAGAAUCUUGGUACUGUGAUAUUAUAACAUUACUUGUGGGAAAUGAAAUAAAAACGGGUUUAACGUCCUACUGUUCUGCUCCGACAGGGCCAAUGAAGACGGUUACUUUACAUGAGUGAAUCCUGGUACUGAUAUUAUAACUUUACUGGAGGGAAGACUGGUACUACAAUAUUAUAAUUUUACUUGGGGGAAUCCUAUUACUACGAUAUUAUA